CUUUCCUCAGGUCCAGAUCAGCCCUUGAAGUUGCAGCUAGCGCAUGCGUUGGCAUCUGGCGCUACUUUUCUUUACUUGUAAAUUUUUAGGAGAAAGGCGACUGCCUGCUUGUGCGCUGAGGAAACCCUCCUUGUGGACUGGUCUACUCUUUGGAAGGGCGGGCGCUUUCAACAUGGCAUUCUGGGGUGUGGAGUUGAAGCCUGGGAAGCCAUUUCGGCAGAUCCCAACAGAGGGCACUGGGAGCCAAUUGCACCUGUCCAAUGCGGUUCUGGGGCUGAACCCCAAACAGGGCGAGCGCACGGUGGUCAAGUGCAAGGUCGGCGACAACCCGGAGAUCUUCCUGGCGUCUCUGACGGGGGGCGCCACCGAGUCAUGCAGCCUCGACAUCAUCAUUGCGGAUGACGUCGUGUUCUCAGUCACGGGGAGCACGAGCGUGCAUCUGACGGGGUAUUACAUGCCGAUCGAGCCGCAGGAGGAGACGGACGAUGAGUUUGACGAGUACGGGGAAGAGGACUUCGACGACGAAGACGAUGACUCUGAGUACGACGAGUACGAAGAGGACGAGGACGAUGAAGAAGAAAGCGACGAGGAUGAAGAGGAAGAAGACGAGGUUAUCGGGCACGGGAACAAGGGCGUGCGGAUCGAGGAGAUUACAGACGACGCUGCGGUCGGCGCGCUGCCGAUUAUACGCGCGAACCCAAUUGUGUCCGAAACGUACGAAGAGUCCGAAUCGGACGAAGAAGACGAGGACGGCUUCGAGCGGCACCACAAGCGGAAAGCGCACAAGAUCGAGAUCGAGGCGCCGGCGGCUAAGAAGCAGGCUGUCGAGGGGGAGACGAAGAACGAGGCGUCGCAGGCCGGCAACGGUGGUCUGAAGGGCACGCCUAAACCAAACAAGAAAGCAGAAGCCGCCGCUAAGACGCCCGCCCUAGAAAAGACCAAGGCGAGUGGUUCAGAAACAGCGGCAAAGACGCCGAAGGGAGAUAAAACCGGAGGGGAGGCCACUCCGGCAGUCUCAGAAAAGAAGCGGAAAGCGGAGAAGACGCCCGGCGGAAAAGGUGCGAACGGGGCGGAAAAGGUUACCGCGGAAAAGAAGCCUAAGGCCGAGAAGACGCCCAACGGUGCGGCGGUCGCCGAGAAGAAGGCGGUGACGUCACAGGCGACGGGAGUGACGUCACAGGAGAAGGCGCCGGCGGUGGAGGAGAAGCGCGUCGACGCGGGGGGGAAGAAGAAGCAGGGCGGGGAGCCCCCCGCGGAUGCGAAAUCGCCCAAGGCCGGGAAGGGGGGCAAGGGCACGGUGCGGGAGUUCCCCAACGGGCUCAAGAUUGAGGAACUAGGGAUGGGGAGGCCGGACGGAAAGCGGGCGGAAAAGGGGAAGCGGAUCUCGAUGCAGUAUGUGGGCAAGCUGGCGAAGAACGGCAAGGUGUUUGACGCGUCAAGGGGGAAGCCGUUCUCGUUCCGGUUGGGGAUCGGCGAGGUGAUAUCGGGCUGGGAUAAGGGCAUCGAAGGCAUGCGAGUCGGCGACAAGAGGAGGCUCACGAUCCCACCAUCCAUGGGGUACGGUGCUAGAGGUGCCCCUCCCGACAUUCCUGGGAACGCUACGCUGCUGUUCGAUGUGGAGUUGGUGAAUGUCAAAUAAUUUCGAGAGCUGCUUCCCGCGAUCAUAGAAAAGUCCUUCGCAUAAAACACUGUGUCUGAAUCUGGAGGUCUCCAGCCGCCUGAUAGUACUCGAGCUCUAGAUAAAUGAGAGCGUCCAAUGUCCGAGUGAUAUCAUUUACCGUCAAUUUUAGCAGCUGCAUACAACCUAGAGAAUCCAGAAAAGGAUGAUAUAGACAAUACAUUGGGUGCAAUAAUUGAUUAUCCUGGAGUUCAUUGCUUGUAGAAAGCCUUUUUAGCCACAAAGCCCAUUCUAAUGGUGCAUGGUAUCAUCGUUGAAAACGGGGCACUGGCAAGGAACAGACAGGCUCCAGUGCAAAAGAUGGGAGAUAACCGUAUGCCAAUUGCACUGAAUUUACCUCAGGCCAGGC
Messenger RNA from Klebsormidium nitens, 2027 nucleotides. The record is from the annotation of a GenBank genome assembly. NCBI's taxonomy places the organism in Eukaryota, Viridiplantae, Streptophyta, Klebsormidiophyceae, Klebsormidiales, Klebsormidiaceae.